AUGACUUCUCAAUACGCGGCGGAGCUAUGUGCGCUCUUGGUCGAGGAUAAUUUCGGGGAGCUUUUUGCGCGUAUCUUCUCAACCCUCCAGCGCUAUGACCGGCUCUCAUUACCUCGUUUAAAAUUCUACUCGCGCCUCUCCGAUCGUCAACUUCGUCAUGGUCUAUCUGCCAUGAUUCAACACCACCUGGUGUACCAUUACACAUCCUACGACGAUGGCGUUACCUAUUACGAACCAAACCUGCAGGCUGCGUACUAUCUUGUUCGCUCCGGCAAGAUCCUGGAGUUCAUCGAAGAACGGCUUGGGAAGUAUGCGGCUACCCUUAUGGAGACCAUUAUGUUUCUCGGACACGCACAAGUCGGCUACCUCGAGACCCUCCCUGAACUGCAACCCGCACCACCUAAAGCGAAUGGCGUGAAACAGGAAGCCGAAGGUGGAGAGUCCGAAGAACAAAUGAAUGGCGAUGAUGUGCACACCUCCGACCAGCCGGCGCUUCUACAUCCUACUCUGAAAGCACUGGCUUCCCACGGUUAUAUCUUUCGUGUGCGCGAUGCGCAAUUCCAAAGCUACGCUGAUAACGCCCUGGAUGCGGAACGUGCCAUCAAGUCGCGACCUGAUGUCAAGCAGCUAAAGGGUAAGAAGCUGGACGAAACAGUCCUGGAAGGGACUGUUACUCUUUUGAAAGAAAGACUUGAUGGGGAUCUUACCCGCGGACUCAUGCAUAACGGGUUACCCCGGGGUGCGAAGAGAAGGCAUGGUACCGGGUCUGCAGAUGCUACAAACAAAAAAGCACGAAUGGACUACGUCGAUGCUGAUGAGGAUGAGGAUGAGGAGGAGAACGAAUGGUCGGAUGACGAGAUGGGUGGGGAUACCACUCCCAUGGAGUUGGCAAUUGUUGUCCGCGUGAACUAUGAGAAACUCGACGUUGCUCUUCGGAAUCGACGGUUUUUGGAUCUUGCGGAGAUGAACUCAUCGCCAGUUACCGCACAGGUCUACGAGGGCCUCCUACGACGCAUAGAAUACCAAACCAAACAAUGCCGAGAUAGUGCUGAGAUACCCCGCGAAGGAGAGGAAGGCGAGCAAUACUCCGUCCCCAUCGCUCUUAGUGCGGUGACAGAAGAAGUCGACCCGCAGUUGGACCUUGCAGGCUCCAUAGGUCCCAUGGAGAUAUCACAGGCCAUCAACAAACGUGGGAAACGGCCUCUGGAGGACAGUGUCAAUGGAACCGACCGUGAAGGAUCAGAAGCCCCCAGCCGCACCUACGAGGUAGACCAACACCUUUCUCUGCUCUCGCAGCCCCCCUACAACCUCACAUCCAAGCGCGUACUUUCCGGACUCAUUACCUGGACCGUCGAAUUCCGACACCUAGCGCGCAAGCUCCGCCACCUAGAACUGGAACGAAUGAUUGAAGCCCGCUAUGGCGACGUCGCUUUACGAGUGAUCCGCGUACUCCACGCCAAGGGCAAGCUCGACGAGAAGCGCCUACAGGAAAUCAGUCUCCUCCCCUUCAAAGACCUGCGUCAAGUCCUCGCUAGCAUGCAGUCCGGUGGGUUUGUGGAUCUGCAAGAAGUCCCCCGAGACGCACAGCGACAGCCCUCUCGUACGAUCUACCUCUGGUACUAUGAUCCGGACCGCAUCCGGAGCAGCAUUCUGGAGGACACGUACAAGGCUAUGUCUAGGUGUAUGCAACGCCUGCGGUUUGAGCGGAACCGACUCAAGGAGUUCCUGGAGAAGACGGAGCGGAGUGACGUCAAGGGCAAUGAGGAGCGCUAUCUGUCUCAGGCUGAGUUGACCCUGUUGGAGCAGUGGAAGGCUAAAGAGGCCUUGUUGCUUGGGGAGGUGGCUCGGUUGGAUGAGAUGGUUGCGGUCAUGCGAGACUACUGA
This is a messenger RNA of Aspergillus niger, 1884 nucleotides long. RefSeq lists its product as uncharacterized. Gene Ontology annotation, molecular function: single-stranded DNA binding. Gene Ontology annotation, biological process: DNA-templated transcription. The transcript is spliced from 4 exons. NCBI's taxonomy places the organism in Eukaryota, Fungi, Ascomycota, Eurotiomycetes, Eurotiales, Aspergillaceae. The coding region runs from base 1 to 1884 and encodes 627 amino acids. The record is from RefSeq and is a predicted model, not a curated record. Gene Ontology annotation, cellular component: RNA polymerase III complex.